Messenger RNA from Neocloeon triangulifer, 852 nucleotides. RefSeq names its product ropporin-1-like protein. The coding region runs from base 31 to 852 and encodes 273 amino acids. The transcript has 3 exons. NCBI's taxonomy places the organism in Eukaryota, Metazoa, Arthropoda, Insecta, Ephemeroptera, Baetidae. The record is from RefSeq and is a predicted model, not a curated record.
CGAACGCGCGGUGAUCAAUAGGGGGUGCGAAUGUGGGAUUACCAGUUUGCCAGGGACAACCCGAUCUACUUCUCUCAUCUUUUUGUCGCCUAUUUGAAGGGAAUGGUGCUGUCCGAGGAAGAGGCUGGGGGCAGGGGGGUGCAGCGCGUCUUCCCGCGGCUGAAGACGCAGGAGGAGGAGGAGCGGUUGGCGUCGCAGCGGCUGGCGGUGCCGCCGCCGCUGCCGCGCAUCCUCAAGGAGUUCACCAAGGCGGCCAUCCGCACGCAGCCCUACGACCUGCUGCGCUGGGCCGCCGCCUACUUCGGCGCGCUGGCCGUCGGCCUCGAGCCGCCCGUCAAGGAGCGCCUCGAGUUCCCGCCGCUCGACGCCCCCGGCGGCCUCACCCCCGGCUACCUCAAGGUCGUCCACCGCCAGCAGGCCGGACGCCCCGACGUCCAGCGCCGAGACCUCGAGCGCCGCUGGCAGGGCCUCUGCCUCGGCGCCGACGCCCUGGACGCCGUCUGGGCCCUCGCCGCCCCCGACCCCCACCACAGGGAGGCCCCCUGGCUCCACGUCGUCGCCGCCGCCAGUGGAAUCAUCUCACAGUCGCCGCUGCAGACGAUGGUGCUGGUGUGCGAGACGCUGACCUCCGAGCCAGAGGGCGCGUCCGCCUGCAUCCCGAUGGCCACCUUCGAGCCGCUCUACCUGUUUGUGGCGCGCCUGCACCACCCGGAGCUGCCCGGCAUCGGGUCUGCCCUCGGCGCAGAGGUGACCACGCCCCUUUUGGAGCACCUGAGGGCCGUGGCCGCCGAGCAGGGCGGAAACGUCACUCCGAGGAAUCUGGCUCACUUCAACUGCCCCAAGCUUUAUUGA